AAAGGGCCAACACGUCGGCAAGGUUGUGUUUGAGACGCCUGCCAAGUUUGAACCGGAGAGCUUGGUGCCAUCUUCGGAAAUACUGGAGGCUGACGGUACGUACCUCAUUACUGGCGGGUUCGGUGGAGUUGGACAAGCCCUGGCCCGUUGGCUGGUAGACCAUGGAGCCAAGCACAUUGCCCUCCUGUCCAGAAGUGGGUGCAAAACAGCUGAAAAUAUCCACACUGUAGAGUACAUGGAGUCCAAAGGCGGAAAGGUGUACACGUACGAGGUGGACGUGUCAAACAAGACGUCGCUGACAAACGUGUUGAACCAUCUUAGAGCCGACACCUCAGUUCCUGCGCUGAAAGGCAUCUUCCAUCUCGCUGCUGUCAUCGAUGAUGCCAAUGUCUUAGACGUGAAGGACAGUCAACUGGAAAAGUCCCUUGCAGCAAAGGCGUGGGGAGCCCUCCACCUGCACGAGCUGACACAGGACGAUGACCUGGACAUCUUCUUCUUGCUGUCAUCUGUCACCGCCGCCUGGGGAAACCCAGAACAAUGUGGGUACGUGGCCGCCAACAGCAUCCUGGACGCCCUCGCUGAACACCGACACUGGCGAGGACUUCCGGCCCUGUCUCUACAGCUCGGAGCCGUCAGAGGUGUGGGCAUACUGGAAGGGAACACUAAAGCAGCCAAAAUCGUCACGGGGAAGGGCAUGCUGACUCUCCACAUUGACGAGUACCUACAGAUGCUGCCACGUCUACUGAAGGCCAGAGACACCCCUGUUGUCACAUUGGCCAACAUGGAUUGGUCCAAGUGUAUACAGUUCUCCUACCCGACAAGCAUGAAGUUCCGUCAUCUUGCAGUUGUAAAGAACAAGGAAAAAAGCGUUGACGCUGACUUGAAUGAAGACGACCUCCGUGAGCAGGUUCUGGAGCAGCUCGGCCAGAUCCUCUGCAUGCCUUCCAGCCAGAUCGACCCCGACCAGCCCAUGAUCAACUACGGCGUGGACUCCCUGAUGGCGGUGGACAUCGUCAACUGGAUGAACAAGAACUUCGACCUCAGCGUGUCCCAGCUGGACAUCUUGGGCGGGAUGACCACGACCACGUUAGUGGGGAAAGCUGUAGUUGGGGAGGUAGCGCUUCCCUUGCGCACGUAAACUGGUAAAGAUGAUAUACAAUAGUAUCGUUGAUCUAGGGCUUAUUCUCUUAAGAUCAUAAUCUAACAAUCUAUAUGUAGUGUUGGAUACAAAUAUGUGGCAUAUUUGACCUUUUUAAUGUUUGACUAUUACGCUUGUAUUUAUUUUCUUGACUAUAAUUCUUCAUUUGAAGGAGACUGAUGUUUUUGUGCCUUGAUUCUGUUUUAAUAGAGUUGUGAUAAGUAAAGAUUUGUGGUGAUUUAAGAUGUAUUUUAAGUAGUAAUGUAGUGCUUCUGUUAGGUUGAGAUAACGGUUGAUGUAUAGAGUCUGUCUUGUCUGGCUAUGUUACAAAACUCUUUGUAAUUGAUCAAUAUUAUGAUUGUGACUUUAAUAAUGACCUUUUAACAAUAUUAUUCAGACUCCUAGUUGGUUGAUAUUAUGUAAUAUCUAAAAGGUAUAUCUUCCUGGCCAGUACAAGGGUCCUUUAGUGUAUUUUGUAUCAAAAUACCUUUUUAUAUACUCAUAACCUCUGGUGAUACAAAUUUGUUAUUGGGUACAGGUCGCUUCAAUUAGUCUUAGUUAUCUAAGUUCCAUUACCAUCGUGUCAUAGUAAUAUAAAGGACCUCACGUAAGAUUUUUAGUAACCCGCCCACAACUGCACUUGCAACUGCACUUUAUUACAGUAGAGAGCUGGAUUACUCCUGUAAUAAUCCAUGGUAUAUAUAGUUUUGCGUGAACUGUUGAAUAAAAGAAGAUGAAGAACUCUCA
Molecule: messenger RNA, 1885 nt
Organism: Branchiostoma belcheri (Belcher's lancelet)
Lineage: Eukaryota; Metazoa; Chordata; Leptocardii; Amphioxiformes; Branchiostomatidae
Product: probable polyketide synthase 1
Exons: 3
Coding region: 236-1138 (300 amino acids)
Biological process (GO): fatty acid biosynthetic process
Molecular function (GO): phosphopantetheine binding; fatty acid synthase activity
Source: RefSeq, a predicted model, not a curated record